Molecule: messenger RNA, 1065 nt
Organism: Aspergillus alliaceus
Lineage: Eukaryota; Fungi; Ascomycota; Eurotiomycetes; Eurotiales; Aspergillaceae
Product: zinc-binding alcohol dehydrogenase family protein
Exons: 1
Coding region: 1-1065 (354 amino acids)
Molecular function (GO): oxidoreductase activity, acting on NAD(P)H
Source: RefSeq, a predicted model, not a curated record
AUGAAGGCCUUGGUUACCACGCGCAAUAUUCUCGGCCGGAUUCUCAAUUUGAGUCUGGGCAAAUCAAUUGGACAGGGAGCUGAAGUUAAAGACGUCCCUACUCCGGCUAUAUCAGACCUGGAAAUUCUUGUUAAAGUCCAUGCUGUCGCACUCAACCCGACCGACUUCAAACAUAUCGAUAUCAUUUCCCCUCGUAACAGCAUCUGUGGCUGCGAUUAUGCUGGGACGGUAGUCGAGGUUGGGAAGAAUGCAAAAGGAGGAUGGAAAGUCGGUGAUCGCGUUGCUGGAUGUGUACAUGGAGGGCUAUAUCCCGACCGUGGCUCGUUCGCCGAGUUCCUAAAAGUUGACAGCGACCUCGCCUGGAGGAUCCCAGAGGGAAUCAGUGACGAAGCAGCAGCGACAUAUGGGAUAUCAGCCGUCACGGCCAUGCUGGCUCUCCACCAUCGACUCGGCGUCAGGGAUGGGGCUGGACCGCCGAAAGAACGGCCUAGUGUACUCAUCUAUGCUGCCUCAACCAGUGUGGGCCUUUACGCUCUACAACUUGCCAGCAGAGCAGGAUACACAGUUGUUGCGACUGCAUCCCCGCGUUCUUUCGAUCUUGUCCGGGAAUACGGUGCGGACAGGGUCUUUGACUACCGGUCGGAAACUGCAAUUCGGGACAUUACUGCAACCUUUCCUGACAUCAGAUUUGCUUUGGACUGCUUCUCUGAGGGUCAAUCAUCCGACUUUUGCGCCAAGGUAAUUGGAACGAAUGGCGGCAAGGUCAUUACGCUGCUUGAUACAGGAAAAUCGAAAGUUCCAGGAGUCGAGUGUGAGAUGAUUUUUGCCUACACCUUAUUCGGACGUCCAUUUGCCUGGCUCCCGCCGGUUGGUCCCAGCAGGCCCGCUAUUCCUUCACACCGUGAAGCUCUCGUUGAAUUUUACAAAGAUUUACCGACGUAUCUACCACAUCUCAAGCCUCCUCCAGUGACUCUGAUCGACGGUGGGUUUGACGGGAUUCAAAAAGGUUUGGAAAAACUCAGACGGGGGCAAGUUUCCGGUGGGAAAUUAGUUGUGAAGCUUUAA